AAACACCCAAAACGAAGCCUCCAAAAACCAUUUCCUCUGCACCGGUGCUCCCUGCUCUUCUCUGACCAAACACGCGCAAAGCCUCACCUCCUAUGCUCGCCGGUGUUGGCCGCCACCGGUGACGAUGCCCAGCCCGCUGAAGUGCCCUUCGCCCGGCGGCCGCCUCGGCCGCAUCCUCGCCUCCCUCCGCUCGCCGGCCCGCGCGGGGCCGCUUCCCGUCCAGACCGGCUUCCCGACCUCCCUCGCCGACCUCGUGGUCAAGAACCAUGUCCGCCUCAAGAACCCCAGGAGGCGCCCCCGCCCCAGCGCCACCCCGUCGUCCCCCGCGCCCCCGGUCUUCGCCGCGGAGCCGGUGCCCCGGCAAAGUCGCGAGUUUUCGGUGGUUCAAGACGCGGCGGCACGGCCUAAAGGCGCGGCCUUUAGCAUCCGCCCGGAGCUCCUCACGGUCGGCGGCGCCGUGGCGCUCGCGCUGCUGCUGGUCUGGAGCAAGUGGCUGGUUGCGGCGGCCACUCUCGCGUCGGUGGUGCUUUACUGGAUCGACUCCAUCAGGUCGUCCGCCUCCCGCCGGCGGGCACGGCCCGAGGCGGCUGAGCUGGAUUUGUGCGGAUGCGGCCGCGUAUCUCCUAUUCGGGAGGCGGAAUCUGAGGCCGAGACGCCCAGGUCGAGCUGCGCCGACUCGGACAAGGUAACCGAGGUCUCCUCCCUCUGGGCCGCCGACAACAGCGACAUCACCGGCGGCGACGAUUCGAUCAACCCGAAGAGGAAGGAGAAGAAGAGAUCGUUUAGGAAGCUAAUCGCUAAGAAGCUGCACAACGACAAGAGGUCCAAGGACAAGGACUCCCCGGGCUCUCGCCACGGCGGCGAGAGCAAGCACCCAGACGCUGGCGAGGCGGGCGUCGACGCCGGACCAGUAAAAACCGAGCCUUUAGUUACUCCCGCCGAGCAGACGACGGCACCGGAAGCGAUCACUGACGAGAGGUGUCGACGAGGGGGCGCAUUGCCUUUGGCUGCGUUCAUCCCGAUCAUCCUCGUCGGCCUCGUCGCGGGGAAGCUCCCGGCGGUGGCUCUAAUCGUGCUCUGCGCCGUGUUCUUCAGCUCAAUCGAGAGAGUACCCAGCUAGCUAGUGAUCUGAGGUAGCCGCGUUCGGUUCAGUUCUUUUGUUGUAAAUUAGGCGGAAGAGACAGAAAUGUACACAUGUUCUUGGUUUCUUCUGGGGUUGUCUGAACUUUGCAAUUGCAUUCCUUCUUGAAUCCGAAUAAGAAGUGAAAUGGUAAAACCUGCUGUUCUGUAUGUGUUGAAUUCUCAAGCUCGCUCUUUCAUUUGAUUGCUCAGGUGUUGCUUUCGCAACUGGAGACC
Phragmites australis (common reed) is the source of this 1356-nucleotide messenger RNA. RefSeq lists its product as uncharacterized. The transcript has a single exon. Bases 125 to 1120 code for a protein of 331 amino acids. The record is from RefSeq and is a predicted model, not a curated record. Lineage: Eukaryota; Viridiplantae; Streptophyta; Magnoliopsida; Poales; Poaceae.